This is a messenger RNA of Cantharellus anzutake, 250 nucleotides long. RefSeq lists its product as uncharacterized. The transcript has a single exon. Lineage: Eukaryota; Fungi; Basidiomycota; Agaricomycetes; Cantharellales; Hydnaceae. Bases 86 to 241 code for a protein of 51 amino acids. The record is from RefSeq and is a predicted model, not a curated record.
UACCGACUUAUGAAUCGUUGGCCCAACAAGAACCCACCAACGGCAGGUUAGCACCAUCACGUCAGCCAGUAAUGAAAGAAUAAUAAUGAGUCCAACCACCCACAGGUUCGGGCGUUGGCUCGAGUGGAUCGAAAAGAGGGGAUUGGAAAGACACGGCGAGUCGCAGCUGGCCCGGAGACACUUCAUGAAUCGCGGGCUUGGGGACAUUGAAGCGAUGGUAUGUCGUCCUUCGCAAUGCUAGACACAGGAG